AUGCAGUCCACUGAUCGUGACAGUACUCCUGCACACUCGUCCCGUGGAGCGUCCUUCCAUUCUCAGAUCCAUGUGCCGCUGAAUGAGGCCAAGUCAACAAGCUCGCGUCAUGGUGAUGACGCUGCUGGUUCAGAGCCAGAAUAUCCCACUUCCUGGAAGCUUGCCCUGAUUCUCAUCGGACUUUCCAUCUCUCUAUUCUGUAUUGCUUUGAACAAUACGAUCCUGGCCACGGCCAUCCCCAAGAUCACCGAUCAGUUCCACUCCCUGGACGACGUGGGUUGGUACGGCAGUGCCUACCUCCUCACGACAUGUGCGCUCACCUUGAUCUUCGGCAAGCUGUACACAUUCUACUCGACGAAAUGGGUGUAUCUGAUUGCACUGGCCAUCUUCGAGGUCGGGUCGUUGAUCUGCGCGUUAGCCCCGAAUUCAGUGGCUUUGAUCAUCGGCCGGGCCGUUGCUGGGGUCGGAUCAGCCGGUCUCUUCUCCGGGGCCAUGCUGAUUGUUGCCCAAACAGCACCGCUGGAACGCAGACCGGUCUACGCUGGCACGCUGGCCGGGAUGUAUGGCGUGGCCAGUGUGGCCGGGCCGCUCAUGGGGUGCGCCUUCACCGAUCACCUCAGCUGGCGGUGGUGCUUCUACAUCAAUCUGCCCAUCGGUGGGCUGACCAUCCUGUUUAUCCUUAUGUUCUUCAAGGCACCUAGGUCGGUCAAGAGCACGUACGGAUUCAGGGAUCAAGUGUCUCAGCUGGAUCUCCCAGGCACGGCCUUCUUUCUCCCGGGUGUCAUAUGCAUGCUCCUGGCGUUGCAGUGGGGCGGUACAACCUACGCCUGGAACAAUGGCCGCAUCAUCGCGUUGUUCCUUCUGUCUGGGUUACUCAUUCUGUGCUUCAUCGGGACGCAGAUCUGGGGCAAGGACAAGGCCACUAUCCCACCGAGACUGAUCAAGAAUCGGAACGUCUGGGGCGGGGCAUUUUUCACCUUCUGUAUGGGCGGCUCGUUUUUCACCUUCGUCUACUAUCUGCCGAUCUGGUUCCAGGCAAUCAAGGGCGUAUCAGCGACCAAGUCAGGCAUCAUGAACCUGCCCAUGUUGCUGGGUGUCGUCGUGUUGGCCAUGAUCGCCGGAGUCCUGAUCUCGGUCUUUGGGUACUACACGCCAUUCCUGCUGGCAUCGCCGGUGUUCGUGGCCGUCGGCGGGGGCCUCCUCAGCACGCUGGAGCCCGACUCGAAGGCGGCCCACUGGAUCGGCUACCAGAUCAUCAUCGGGAUUGGGGCGGGCAUCGGCCUGCAGCAACCGAUGCUGGUGUGUCAGGCCGCGCUCGGCCCGGCCGACGUGCCCAGCGCCACGGCCAUCGUCGUGUUCACGCAGACACUCGGCGGCGCGAUCUUCGUGUCGGUCGCCCAGAACGUGUUCCAGAACAAGCUGCGCGAGAACCUGGGGCAUAUCGCGGGGCUGGACGUGCGCCAGGUGAUGGGAGCCGGGGCGACCAUGCUACGCCACGUCGUGCCGGAGAGUACGCUGCCCCAGGCGUUGGAGGCGUACAACUCGGCCAUCAUGCAGACGUUUUAUGUGGCCGUGGCGAUGGGAGCGCUGGCGCUGGUGGGCGCGUUGCCUAUUGAAUGGUUGUCCGUCAAGGGACGAAGGCUUGAGCGGACGGCCGCUUGA
Molecule: messenger RNA, 1662 nt
Organism: Aspergillus aculeatus ATCC 16872
Lineage: Eukaryota; Fungi; Ascomycota; Eurotiomycetes; Eurotiales; Aspergillaceae
Product: MDR family MFS transporter
Exons: 3
Coding region: 1-1662 (553 amino acids)
Biological process (GO): transmembrane transport
Molecular function (GO): transmembrane transporter activity
Source: RefSeq, a predicted model, not a curated record